UGCGCCGGCGUGCGCCACACACAUCUGCACCGCUUCGCCACGAUUGCGCCGGCACGCGAGCGGGUCCAGGUGCGCGUCGCCAAUGGCAGCCUCGACGUGGAGUAAGAGCUGCGCUACCCAUACGAGACGAAAGUUGAUGAUGUUUCCGCAGCAUCCACUACCCGGAAUCUUCACAUUCACCGAGCCUGGGCCAGACCUCACGGGCGGCACUUCUCUUCCUGCCACGAGGCCCAUUACUGCACGACCCGCAACAUGACGCCCUCAAUAUCACGACCCUACGGAGUACGCUGGCCUGUCCCGUGAUCCAGGUUCACUACAGAUAUGGCGAAGAACACAAGUUCCCAGACCCAGUGUUCGACUUGGCUGCGGCUUACGAUUGGGUUGUUGCAAACAUGCUUGCCAGCAGCACGUCCAGUCGAGAGCCUGCUGCCAAGAUUGCAGUAUGUGGCGAGCUGCUAGGGGGCACGCUGGCAUCCGCGUUAGCGCUCACAGAAUGCCGUCCAAAGGAACCGGCAGCGGUGGUGGCAGCGGCAAUCAACAACCCAGUGUUGAACUGGGUCGACUUCGGAACAACGUCUGAAGGUAUCGAAGUGCCUCGAAGGGAAACCGUGGCACGACUAUCGAUGCACGAAAUAUGCGAGGCAAGAAGGCUGCUCUUCCGCAAUGCAGCAGAUUACUUCGACCCAUUCGCGUCUCCGAUUCUCUUUUUCCGCGCGGCAGGUUCGAGAGUGCCGCCGCCAGCACCUGAUGCAAUGCAGAGAAUGAGCGAGAUGGAUGAAUUGAUCCAGGCCGAACAGGAUCAGCUUCUUCCACAGGGGCUUAGCUCUGAAGUUCCGCCAGCUGUUGACAGCGCGUCAUUGCGCAAGUCCUCUCGGCGGUUUCCGAGCAAAUCGCUUGCUCUCAGACUUCCACGAUUUAGGCUGUGCACAGGCGUGGAGUCGCAACUUACUGAACAGGCGACUGAAUUUCGACGUCUGCUUCUGAAAUCUUUCGAGAGGCAGAGCAGAGUGAAGUCACCUCGAUCGCGGGACAUGGAGCGGAUGCAGUUGCCGUCCCCUGAACAUAUGGUCCUCCAGGAUGAAGUCAAGGGCCUUGGUGUAUGGGAUGACUCUGCAGAUGCAAGGCGGCGCAUGCAAGAUACAGCAUAUUGGCUCGCGGAGGCUUUGAGGGAUUGAUUGCGAGAAGCACACCUCACGACUCUACAACAACACGCAGUCGACUGAGAGUCAUCUGUUGGAUCAGCGAAAAAC
Cercospora beticola is the source of this 1250-nucleotide messenger RNA. NCBI's taxonomy places the organism in Eukaryota, Fungi, Ascomycota, Dothideomycetes, Mycosphaerellales, Mycosphaerellaceae. The record is from RefSeq and is a predicted model, not a curated record.